CGCAUCCGCAAUGCAUAAUGUGAUACGGGCUUAACGGUGUGACGAUCUAGCGGUAAUCAUAUAUCAUAUUUACGUUUAUGCGUGCAAAGUGUGUAUAUAUACUUAUUUUAAUGAUGAUUUAAUAGCGCGUUGUGCGGUUAAUUGAUCGGUUAAAUAUUUCUUCGCGAUUAACUAUAUAUCUUGCAUAGCGGACACAAGAGCUUAAUUUACGAAAUACUGUUAAAAGUAGUGUGAGAACUUCGUACCCCGGUAGUCCGCCAUUAUCGCCGUUUGAGCGGCGUAUGGUCGGCGUACCAUUGACUUUUCUUUAGAGUUGGCCUUGUUUUUCGGGUGCUUGCCGAGAGUGCAAUUAGGAAAAAUUGAUCAUCGCUAAUCAUGGCUCGGAGCCGAAAGGACAGCACGGGUAAGAGCGACUCUGAAGCUACAGACAAGGAGAAUAAGAAGGAGAGAGCACGAGAAAAGGAACGAAAGAAACGGGCAGCAUCUUCUUCUAGCAGCGGAAGUAGCUCGUCAGACAGCAGCUCUGGGUCUUCGAGUUCUAGUAGUGGCAGUAGCUCCAGAUCAAGUUCAACUUCCAGUAGCUCGUCUAGCAGUUCAGCUAGUUCUUCAGGUAGUUCCAGAGACCGAGGAAGAAAACGCAGUCGUAGCAAAAGUGUUGAUGCUUCGCGAAGGCAUGAUAAUAAAGAAAAGGAGAGGGAUAAGGAGAGAGAACGAGACAGGGAUAGGGAUAGAGAUCGCGAAAAGGAGAAGAAAAAGGGAAGCAACUCUAUUCCUGAAAAACCUAAACCUAAAGGACGCUCUAGAUCUCCUUCCCCACGUAGAAAGCGUAGAGAACGUUCGCCGAUUCCUAGACCAACAAAAAUACAUAUUGGCCAUCUAACACGGAAUGUUACUAAAGAGCAUGUCAUGGAAAUAUUUUCGGCAUACGGUCAGAUAAAAAUGGUCGACUUUGCGAUGGAUAAACUUCAUCCUAAUCAAGGAAGAGGAUUUGCAUACGUCGAAUUUGAUACUGCGGAUGAAGCUGAAAAUGCUAUGAAACAUAUGGAUGGAGGGCAGAUAGAUGGUCAAGAAAUUACGGCUGCUCCAGUAUUAUUGCCGAAACCUCGACCGCUGAUGAUGCGACGCAUGUCUCCCGGCAUGGGACGACGUAUGCCACCACGAUGGAUAGGUGGUGGCAGAAAUACUCCGCCACGUUAUCGCAGACGUACUCCACCCAUGAAUCGCCGUAGAAGUCCACGACCACCACGACGCCGAAUAAGGACUCGAUCGCGAAGCCCACCUGGGAAUCCACGACAUCGACACCGUCGUUAUACAAGAUCCAGCACUAGUAGCUCCCGAUAGUUUUUCAUCGCAUUGUACAUACAUUGUACAUUUUUUUGAACUUAAUAUGACCACAACAUUGUUGUAUGGUCAUGUUAUCAUAUUAAGUAAUACAUGUAACAAUUACAUCAGAUUAUAAAUGUGUUUACCAAAUCAUGGCAAUCAUGGACUCGUUUAUGAAUAUCACAAUUUCAUGUUUCGUCGAAUAAGCACUUUUGAAAUAUACUAAUUUAACAUGUAA
Molecule: messenger RNA, 1561 nt
Organism: Formica exsecta
Lineage: Eukaryota; Metazoa; Arthropoda; Insecta; Hymenoptera; Formicidae
Gene: RnpS1
Product: RNA-binding protein with serine-rich domain 1-A
Exons: 5
Coding region: 376-1341 (321 amino acids)
Biological process (GO): mRNA splicing, via spliceosome
Cellular component (GO): ASAP complex; nucleoplasm; cytoplasm
Molecular function (GO): RNA binding
Source: RefSeq, a predicted model, not a curated record